Molecule: messenger RNA, 2571 nt
Organism: Pisolithus orientalis
Lineage: Eukaryota; Fungi; Basidiomycota; Agaricomycetes; Boletales; Pisolithaceae
Product: peptidase S8/S53 domain-containing protein
Exons: 11
Coding region: 403-2337 (644 amino acids)
Biological process (GO): proteolysis
Molecular function (GO): serine-type endopeptidase activity; tripeptidyl-peptidase activity
Source: RefSeq, a predicted model, not a curated record
UGCCACGUGACUCAUCGCGAUCGAAGCCUGCCAGUGUCAUGUCCAGCCUCUCGGUCUCUCGAGAUUUCAUCACUCAAGUUGUCAGCGGUGGUACGUAUGGCUAACGAAAUGUUCCAGGAGCCGUGCGAAGAGAGCGGAAGUGAUACUGUCAAAACCGUCGAGCAUACUCAACCGAAUAGCAGUUUGGGCGGAACGCUGAGCAGUGGUUGCGGGGCCUAUUCGUAUGUAUGAGCGAAUACUCAAAACAGGUCAUGUUGACGGGGGGACGACGUUUGCUGCUUGUACGUAUGGACACAACUCGGAUUUAAAUCUAAAUGUAAUUAGUGGCAUAAAUCCGCCCACAGUUUGACUGAGGUUGGUUUCUCACCUCGUCCUGGUCGUUAAUGGUCCUUACAAUUCAACAUGCGCGGCCCACUGACGUCCUUCUCUUCCUUCGUUUCCUUCGCUACCCUUAGUCUCGCGCUUUCUGCGCCAGCUACCAGCCCGUACGUCGUGCACGAAAAGCGCACUACUAUACCUCCAGACUGGUCUCUUCUGCGCCGUCACUAUGCAUCCUCUACCCUUCCUCUCCGCUUUGCCUUGAAGCAGAGAAACAUGGAAAAAAUUGGCGAUUUCCUUCUCGACGUGUCCCGCCCCGACUCUCCCAAUUACGGUAACCAUUGGACCCCUUCCGACAUCGCUUACAAAUUCUCUCCGAGCUCUGAUACCAUUGACGCCGUCCGCGAAUGGCUCGUGUCCACGGGCAUCGACUCUCGCCGCAUUCAGCUUAGUCCAUCCAGAGGAUGGAUUCAUGUUGACGUCUCCGUCGAGGAAGCUGAGCAACUGAUGAACACGGAAUACAAUGUAUACAAACACGUAUCCGGCAUGGAGCACGUUGCUUGUGAAGCGUACCAUCUUCCCAAACACGUCAGCCACCAUAUCGACUUCGUACUCCCUUCCGUGCACUUCGACGCGAGGAUAAGGCGCCGCGAUGGCAACCAGCCCCUUAUCAAGAUCGGACAGCCCGGCAGCGGAUUUGAUGGCCCCAAAACGACGGGUUCUUUGCCAGUCAAUUAUACUCAACUCGCGCAAUGCGACAUGGUCAUAACUCCUGAGUGCCUCAGGGCUCUCUAUGGCUUGUAUUACCAUCCUGUCGUGACGGAAGAGAACAGCUACGGAAUCGUCGAGUACACUCCCCAGGCAUUUGUACAGAGUGACUUGCAGAUGUUUGCGAAGAAUUUUUCCACGGAUCUGCUUGGGAAAUCACCGGUACUGGUUUCGAUCGACGGUGGCUACUAUCAGACCCAAGACACGGGCUUCGAUUACAAUGGCGAAUCUAACCUUGAUCUCCAAUAUGGCAUGUCUCUUGUCACUGGCGAGCAACCUGUCUCUCUUUACCAAGUGGGCGAUAUGAUCGAGGGAGCGUCAUUUAACAACUUCCUUGAUGCCAUCGACGGAAGUUAUUGCACUUUCGAAGGUGGCGAUGACCCCAGUCAAGAUGCAAUCUAUCCGGAUCCAGCGGCCGGAGGUUACCAAGGCAAGGAGGCAUGUGGUACCGUGGAGCCAGCUUAUGUGAUCUCUACAUCCUACUCGUAUAACGAAGCAGACCUUACACCCUUCUACGCAACCCGUCAGUGCGCGGAGUACGCUAAGCUUGGGCUUCAGGGUAUUACGGUUCUCUAUAGCUCUGGGGACAAUGGCGUCGCAGGCAAUGAAGGACUGUGCUUAAAUCCCGACGGUACCCAAAGUGCCUCCGGUACCCGUUUUAACCCAACGUUCCCUGCGGGAUGCCCCUACGUCACAUCUGUCGGUGCCACUAUGAUGAAGCCCAAUGCCUCUGUGUACGACCUGCAACCGGAACAGGCGUGCGAUGAGAUUAUCUAUUCAAGUGGGGGAUUUAGUAACUACUUCGCUAUUCCCGACUACCAGGUGGACGCUGUCAGUUGUUGGAUGGAUGAAUAUGGGAAGGAGUAUGUCGUGGAAUAUGGUGGUGCUUGGAAUUCAACAGGAAGGAGUCGCGCGUUUCCAGAUGUUUCGGCUAACGGAGCUAACUACGCCGUUGCGGUUGACGGUGAAUUUCUCCUUGUAUACGGCACAUCGGCUUCGACCCCCGUUAUUGGGGCUCUCCUGACGAUGGUAAAUGAUGCCCGACUCGCAAACGGCAAGAAGCCCGUUGGCUUUAUUAACCCUGCGAUCUACUCAUCCAAGUUCGCCGGCGCAUUCAAGGACAUCACCGAGGGUAACAAUCCUGGGUGUGGUACGAACGGUUUCAACGCCACGGAAGGGUGGGACCCUGUCACGGGUUUGGGCACGCCGCAAUUCCCCCUAUUGUUAGCGCGCUGGCUGGAGUUGCCUUGAGUUGCGGACAAGCAGACACCGAUCAGCGAUGCGCAUAAACAGACUAACUUCCGUCCUUUGAUACUGAUACCCUUCUUUUGACUAACGUACAUUCCUCUAAUCGAAGUGUCGCUCUUUCUUUCCUCCAUGAAAUGGAAUGCUCAGAUGUUGUAGGUAGUUGAAAUAAGCAGAUUAUUCCUAUACCUGCGUGAGUCGAACUGAUAGAAUACAUUCUCGUGUGCACGAACGUCUUCU